Molecule: messenger RNA, 861 nt
Organism: Fukomys damarensis (Damara mole-rat)
Lineage: Eukaryota; Metazoa; Chordata; Mammalia; Rodentia; Bathyergidae
Gene: Cimap1b
Product: outer dense fiber of sperm tails 3B
Exons: 7
Coding region: 1-840 (279 amino acids)
Cellular component (GO): cytoskeleton
Source: RefSeq, a predicted model, not a curated record
AUGGGUGCACCAAACGCGGCGGCAGGUCCUCCAAAGCAGCAGGUCGGUGUACCCCGGGCGCCUCAGGAAGCCGCGCCCCACAUUCUUUCCCAGCGCUCCAAAAUCUUUGCCCCCACGGAAUGCCCUUCCCCAAGUCUGGGUCUACGCUUUGUGCCGUUCGGGGAACGGAGACCGGGGAAGGCCGCGGAGCUCAGCCCCUGGCCCGGGUCCCGCUGUGCUAGGAGCCUCGUUGUCCCCGGUUUGUUUUCCGGGCGUCUGGGAUACGCGGCGGCCCCGCCCGCGGGCCACCUAGUGCCACCCGGCUGGACCGCGAGAGGCCCUGACGGCGCCCCCGCCUACUCCAUCCAGGGUCGCCUGCGACACUCGGCGCCCUUCUGCACUCCUGGACCCGGCAGAUACUUCCCGGAACGCGCGGGGAACGCCACGUACCCUAGCGCGCCUCGCCACACAAUCGCACCCCGGAACUGGGGAGUCGGAGCCUGGCAGGAGACCCCAGGCCCUGGAACUUACACGGUGCCCUCCCUCCUGGGCCCGCGCGUGGUCGGCAAGGUCUCGGCGCCCACCUACUCCAUCUACGGCCGCAGCGCGGUGGGCAGCUGCUUCGAGGACCUCAGCAAGAGCCCGGGGCCCUGCGCCUACCACGUGGUGAACCCUGGGGUCUACAAGACCCGCGCCCCCCAGUUCACAAUGCUGGCGCGGACUUCGCCCCCCCGGGACAGCACGCUCAAGCCGGGGCCCGCGGCCUACAACGUGAACCAGCACCGGAAGCCUGGCGGCUGGAGCUUCGGGAUCCGGCACUCAGACUACCUGGCCCGGAUGGUGACGCAAGAGGACAAGUGACCGGGAGGGCGGAAGGGCAGA